AUGAGUCCUCACGUUCAAAAUGUAGCAAAAAUAUUAUUAUUUAAAGUUGAAGAAUGGGUUGACGGAACCGAUUAUUCAAUUAAAACGAAAAAUGUACUUAUUUUACUUCAAGAAGCUAAGAAAGAUAAUUCUGAAAAAGAUGAUAGUACUAUAGAAGUAAAGUAUUGA
Messenger RNA from Diversispora eburnea, 168 nucleotides. Lineage: Eukaryota; Fungi; Glomeromycota; Glomeromycetes; Diversisporales; Diversisporaceae. The record is from the annotation of a GenBank genome assembly.